AUGUCUGUACUGCUCAGCCCCGUCUUCCCUCCCUUCUUCACCGCUCCCUCUUUCUCUCCCUUCACUUCCGCUUCUGCUGCUGCUGGUACACACGCCCUGGCCCCCGCCUCUUCGUCCCUCUCCUCUACUUCUGCUGCUGCAAGUACACCCACUCCUGCCCCCACCUGCUCGUCCUUCUCCUAUGCUUCCGCUGCUGCUGGUACGCACGCCCAGGCCUCCUCGGGCCCAUCGGGCUGGGGCACCUCCCUCGGGCAUCUUCACGCUCCCCCCAGCGCCUCUCUGCAUUUUCCCGACGCUUCUCUCUCCUUGCAGGGGACCGCUCCUGGUACCGCCGCACUCUGUCCUCUCGCUGUGGCUCCUUCUCUGCUGCCCUCGAGACUUCUGGUGACCGCACACCUUCUCUCUUGCCUCGCCUGUCCUCCUCGCGCUCCCUUUCUCUCUCUGGUGAGCGCCACCCGCCUCUUUCCUCGUAAUCUCCGCGCUCUUCCCAGCCUCGGUGCUCCUGAUCCCGUCUUCCCGUUUCUCCUUCCCUUCCUGCCUCUUCACCUCGCUGGUAUUGCUCUCCUUCGCCCCUCCUCACACGUCUCUCUCUCUCGGGCCACCUUCUUGCUUCUCCGCCUGUUUCCUUUGCAGCCCUCCUCUCUGCCCGCAGGUGUUCUUCUGCUUUCUCACGACGCGCUCCAACAUCAGCCUCUGAGGCGCUGGGUGACGAACGUUCGCUACCCCUGCCUCGCGCCUUCCCCUGCGGCCGCUGCCUCCUUGCUGGCGAGUGCUGAACGCGCCUUCCUUCGUAAUCCUCGUCCUCCUCCUCUUCCGACCACUGUGGCGAUCUCAUUCCUCCCAUCGCCAAACGCCUCCUGCCCGCCCGGCUUUGUCCUGGCUCGGGCGAACGAUACACGCCUGCUGGCGCAGCACGGCUCUUCUCCUCCUCCCCUCGCUCCCUUGACAAGGGCUCAGCUGCUUUGCUCCUGCUGCGCCUCGCUUCACCUCCACGCGGUCCCUUGGGCGAGUGAUCUGCCGCCAUGUUCCCCUGGCGUUUCGCGCCACUCCAGCGCAUCUCCUCUGGCGCACGAUCUGCAUCCGCGACGCGCGGACGAUAAGGAGGAGGCGUGGGUGCCGGUGACUAAGCUCGGGCGGCUCGUGAAGGAGGGAAAGAUUAAGUCGAUCGAGCACAUUUACCUCUUUUCGCUGCCGAUUAAGGAGCAUCAGAUUGUCGAGGCUUUCCUGCCGACUCUUAAGGACGAGGUGAUGAAGAUCAUGCCCGUGCAGAAGCAGACACGCGCCGGGCAGCGUACGCGUUUUAAGGCGUUCGUCGUCGUCGGUGACUGCAACGGUCACAUCGGCCUUGGCGUGAAGUGCGCUAAGGAGGUGGCCACCGCCAUCCGCGGCGCGCUGAUCCUCGCGAAGCUGUCCGUGAUUCCCGUGCGACGCGGGUACUGGGGUAACAAGAUCGGCAAGCCGCACACCGUGCCGACCAAGGUUACCGGGAAGUGCGGCUCGGUCACCGUGCGACUCGUGCCCGCGCCGCGUGGUUCCGGGAUUGUGGCGGCGCGCGUGCCGAAGAAGGUGCUGCAGUUCGCGGGUAUCGAGGACGUGUUCACGUCGUCGCGCGGGUCCACGAAAACGCUCGGCAAUUUCGUGAAGGCCACGUUCGCCUGUCUGCUCAACACAUACGCCUUCCUGACGCCCGACCUGUGGCACGCCACCAAGUUCACCAAGACGCCCUUCCAGGAGUUCACUGACUUCCUCGCCAAGCCCCACAAGCUCGCGCUCCCCACCGCCGUGCCCGAUGCCUUCGCUGCCCCCCCUCCUGCUGCUGCUGCCCCUAGGUCACUCACCAAGACGCCCUUCCAGGAGUUCACCGACUUGCUCUCCAAGCCCCACAAGCUCGCCCUCCCCGCCGCCGUGCCUGAUGCCUUUGCUGCCCCCACUCCUGCUGCUGCCGCCCCUGUUCCUACUUUCUAG
Molecule: messenger RNA, 1965 nt
Organism: Closterium sp. Naga37s-1
Lineage: Eukaryota; Viridiplantae; Streptophyta; Zygnematophyceae; Desmidiales; Closteriaceae
Source: the annotation of a GenBank genome assembly